This is a messenger RNA of Suillus clintonianus, 879 nucleotides long. RefSeq lists its product as uncharacterized. The transcript has 2 exons. The record is from RefSeq and is a predicted model, not a curated record. The coding region runs from base 1 to 879 and encodes 292 amino acids. Lineage: Eukaryota; Fungi; Basidiomycota; Agaricomycetes; Boletales; Suillaceae.
AUGCAAGGUGGUCACACACCAUGGGUACACCAAAAUGCACCGCCCCCUGCGCCACCACAGCCUGACACUGCUCGCGCGAACUUCCGCUGGACAAGCAGUGCCGACCGUAUCGACCCAUUUGCCGAAGGGCCACAUUAUGGUCCCGUUCUCGAGCCUUUCCUCGUAAGGGCGGUAUCUGCAACCAUUCGCGUCAAUCCCCUCGUAUCUCCACCCACAGACUCGCAUGAUGAUUACCUCCGCUGGAAUAUGAUUUUCCCAACAAGUACUUGUUAUCGCACAACUGGCCCAAAGCGCUCAUGGAUCAAAGGGCGCGAAGCACCCGCCACGUUCCCGCGCCUGUCACAAAUCCGCAUCAUCUCACGGUCAUUCCCGUGGAUGAUCACUGUCAAAGCAAGACGACAAAACAUUGGUGUGACCUGUGGGGAAGUGGUUGAAGCUAUUUCUGCAUAUUUUCAUGGGGACGUCGCCAAAAAGGAAUACGAAGGCGUCACGACCCGUCGGCGACGGGAGAUUUGGCAAGCGUAUCAGUUUAACCGCUCUACGGAUAGCAAUGUCCCUGGUGGUCAUCUGGGAGAGCAGCUAAGGCGCCUUGAUUGGCUCGGCAGUAAUUCGAGGUGGGGCGGUAUUGUCCGCAGUGAUGAGUUCGUCAAGGAAGCUUGUGGAGACGUUCUGCCUUGCACUUUCGAGCUCAAAUGCAUCCCAAGCUACCCGCUCACUCCGGAGGAAGCCAACGAGCAGCAGCGGAUUGCACGGCAUGCUGAAAAUCGUUCCCGUUCCCGCUCCCGUUCUCGUCCGACGUCUAUGGCGUCUCGGUCUAAUUCUAACGAGGGGCGUGACACAGAGACUACUACUGAAGAGGAUGAUGAGGAAUAUGAAUGA